AUGAUCUCGAUUGAUCGAUUUGAGUUGAGUUGAGUUGAGCCGGAGUGACUUCACCUCGACCCACCUUACCUUUUUUCUGCCCAAUCCCAAUCCCAAUCCCAAUCCCAAUAAUUGAGAAGUUAUAUAACGGAGUAGCAAUAUAAAAUACAAGAGCCAGCCAGCCAGUCGCAUACGGCUCUCCUCUCCUCAACACGGUUUUCUCUGUCAGUCAGUCAGUCUGUCUUGGGGGAGAAUGGCGCUGACUUCACCGGCCAAGGCCUGCCCCUUGAUUAUCAUCCUAUUUCUGCUCGCGAUCUCCUCCCUUCUUCAGCUUCAGGCCUUUACAGGAAAUCCACUUCGUUUGCUUAGAUUGAAUGACAAAAUUCUCCAGGAAUCCACUAUUAAAUUGAUUAAUGAUAAUGCUCAAGCUGGGUGGAAAGCUUCUAUGAACCCUCGAUUUGCCAACUAUUCUGUUGGCCAAUUUAUGCGCCUUCUUGGAGCUAGACCAACGCCAAAGGGUGGUUUAGAAGGAGUUCCUGUUGUUGCUCAUAAAAAAGGUCUGAAGUUGCCAAAAACAUUUGAUGCAAGAACAUCUUGGCCACAAUGCACCACAAUAGGAAACAUUCUUGGUCAGUUUCAUUGCGGUUCUUGUUGGGCUUUUGGUGCCGUUGAAGCUCUAUCUGAUCGCUUCUGCAUUCAUUUUGGCAUGAACAUUUCUCUCUCAGUCAAUGACCUAUUAGCAUGCUGUGGCUUUUUGUGUGGCGAUGGUUGUGAUGGUGGCUACCCCAUAUCUGCAUGGCAAUACUUUGUUAGUUCAGGUGUCGUGACUGAGGAGUGUGAUCCAUACUUUGACAAUAGUGGAUGCUCACAUCCGGGUUGUGAGCCAGCAUACCCCACCCCUAAAUGUGAGAAAAGAUGCCAAAAGCAAAACCUGCUCUGGAAAGAAUCAAAGCACUACAGCGUCAAUGCAUAUAGAAUCAAUUCUGAUCCUUACAGUAUAAUGGCAGAAAUUUUCAUGAAUGGUCCAGUUGAGGUCUCCUUCACUGUGUAUGAGGAUUUUGCUCAUUAUAAAUCGGGAGUUUACAAACACGUAACAGGUGAUGAAAUGGGAGGGCAUGCCGUGAAGCUGAUAGGCUGGGGAACUACUGAAGAAGGGGAGGCCUACUGGCUGUUAGCAAAUCAGUGGAAUAGAAGCUGGGGCGAUGAUGGAUACUUCAAGAUCAGAAGAGGGACAAACGAAUGCGGGAUUGAAAGUGAUGUGGUUGCGGGAUUGCCUUCUUCAAGAAAUUUGAUCAUCAAGUAUGGGCGUAUGGAUGAUGUUGUGGCCGCCGCCUCAGUCUGAGAUCAUCAGGAUAAGGAUAAGGAUAGGGGUGUCGGGUCAUCUAUGUAUACAUGAUGAUAUAUGAGUGAAGGAACAGAUGAACUUGAAUGCAUAAUCUAGUUCUCAUAAAUCAUAAUGAUUACAAUAACUAAUAGCAACAAUAUAAAUUUGUGCGGGGCAUGGCAUGGCAUGAAAUGGAUGAGUGGAAUAGAUAGCAGCAAAGCCUCAUCUUUAUUGGGAAGGGAUGUAAGCAGCAAUACUAGUGUUUAUAUAUGAAUAUAUGAUUGAUACUCCA
This is a messenger RNA of Andrographis paniculata, 1595 nucleotides long. Its product is annotated as cathepsin B-like protease 3. Gene Ontology annotation, cellular component: lysosome. NCBI's taxonomy places the organism in Eukaryota, Viridiplantae, Streptophyta, Magnoliopsida, Lamiales, Acanthaceae. The record is from RefSeq and is a predicted model, not a curated record. Gene Ontology annotation, biological process: regulation of catalytic activity. The transcript has 10 exons. Bases 233 to 1321 code for a protein of 362 amino acids. Gene Ontology annotation, molecular function: cysteine-type endopeptidase activity.